AUGGCGAGAUUACUGCUCAACCCUUUCGUUUCCAUCUUCAUACUCUUCGUACUAUCACUUGCCGUGAUAGCAAAAGGCGAUCCGGCUCAAAAUACGACAACGUCGCCGUGGUUUGAGCAAGUGAUAAGUCAUCAUCGUCUUCAUCGUUCUAAUCCGAGGCAGCUAGGGUGUAGAUGGAGGCCGUGGAUUUGCAGGCGGGGAGAGCACCCGCCGGGAGUUCGGAUGCGGUGUUGCCGGAACCAAUGCGUCGACGUUUCGUCGGAUGUUAAUCACUGCGGUGUCCCUGGAGGAGCCGCUGCGUUUAUGGAAUGUGCGGUUAUGCGUAGCCCUUUCUUUCUCCGUCUAUUCCGACGUCACCACCGUCUCUGCCGCCGUGCGGGGUGCUUACGGCGUUAA
This is a messenger RNA of Carica papaya (papaya), 396 nucleotides long. The record is from RefSeq and is a predicted model, not a curated record. Lineage: Eukaryota; Viridiplantae; Streptophyta; Magnoliopsida; Brassicales; Caricaceae.